Molecule: messenger RNA, 1287 nt
Organism: Penicillium pulvis
Lineage: Eukaryota; Fungi; Ascomycota; Eurotiomycetes; Eurotiales; Aspergillaceae
Product: thermophilic desulfurizing enzyme family protein
Exons: 3
Coding region: 1-1287 (428 amino acids)
Biological process (GO): L-leucine catabolic process
Molecular function (GO): flavin adenine dinucleotide binding; 3-methylbutanoyl-CoA dehydrogenase activity
Source: RefSeq, a predicted model, not a curated record
AUGACAGUCAACGUGGACGUUCCAGCAACAGACCCCGCAGUUUAUGCUUCUUACGAAGCGAAAUGGGCCACACUUCCAGACACCGCCGAAGCCUGGCUGGCCAGAGCACGCGAAGUAGCUGAAGUUCUGGCGCAAGAUGCAGCCCAGAGAGACCAGGAGAAUAAGUCUCCACGCGCUGAGAUUGCACUUCUGAAGCACUCGGGCUUGCUGAAGCUAUUGGGACCUAAGAAGUAUGGGGGUGGCGAGCAGCCGUGGAGUAUCGGGUACAAGGCGAUCAGGGAAGUCGCAAAGACAGACGGUUCCAUUGGCAUGCUGCUUGGUUACCAUUUGCUGUGGUCGACCACCGCAAACGUUGUUGGUACCCCCGAACAAAUUGAACGUACCCACCAAUUGAUCAUCGCGAAUAACUACUUCGUCGGUGGUGCGGUCAAUCCACGUGAUAGUGACCUGACAAUCACAUCAGAUGGCGACCACAUUGUUUUCAAUGGAGCCAAGCACUUCAACACUGGCGGUGUUGUAUCUGACUUGACCGUUUUGGAGGGUGUCUUAGAGGGCACUGAGGGUCACAUCUUUGCUCUGGUCGAAACCAGGCAGCCUGGAAUUAGCUUUGCCCACAACUGGCAUAAUAUUGGCUUGCGCCUGACAGAAUCCGGCGGGGUCAAGAUCGAGAAUAUUCGUGUUCCAUGGAGAGACGCGCUGGGAUGGGAUGAAACCACCAAGCAGCCGCGUGAAGAUGUUUUACUCGCUCCAUUCGCCACUUUGCUUCUCCCAACUAUUCAACUGGUCUUUAGCAACUUCUAUCUUGGCAUUGCCAUCGGAGCUCUGGAAUUCGCAUCCAAGUACACAACCAAUGGCACCCGUCCUUGGCCCUUCGGUGGAGACAACAAAGAGUCCGCAACGGACGAGUUCUAUAUUCUCGAGCGAUACGGUAACUUCUUCGCGCACCUUCGGGCUACCGAGGCGCUGGCCGACCGCGCAGGCGAACAGCUCUCUGAAUUAUACAUCCGUCACGGAGCUAACCGGUCCGCAUUGACUGCGGAGGAACGUGGCGAGGUUGCCGAGUGGAUAGCCAGUGUUAAGGUAGUCACUACGGACGUUGGGCUUCGUGUUACAUCUGGUGUGUUUGAGGUGACCGGUGCCCGGGCAACGGCCUUGAAAGUGGGACUGGAUCGGUUUUGGCGGGAUAUUCGAACGCACACUCUGCAUGACCCGGUGGCUUACAAGAACCGAGAGUUGGGUCGGUUUGUGCUUCUGCGGGAAUACCCCGCGCCAACUUGGUACACAUAG